AUGCAUGUACACGAUUCGAGGGCACUUUAUAGGUGCAGUAAAUGCGAGAACCGCUAUUACGACCUUUACCUCCUAGCUUCACACGAGUCGGGAUGCAAGGGCAAACAUGGAGAAAUCACAGCGCGAUUCGACAGCGUUUUCCGGGUCGAUUAUCAAAAGUCUAUGACCAGCAAAGCACCAUGCGUGCUUGCAAUAGUAAGAGCCUCGAGGGAACCACCUAAAGCUUGGAAGGCCGGAGAGGAGCACCUGGCCGAUGGCAUAAAGAUAUGGGCCAACAACCUUUUCGACGAGUUCGCGAACGACUACGAUAGCAAUGAGGGCAUCAAUGCUACACUCAUUGCGAUGUCCGGCGUCCAUACAUCAGUCGCCCCAACAGGAAAGUUCUCCCAAGCGCACACGACCACCGACCCAACCCGAAGGGCUUAUUAUGCUCGCGCAUAUAAAUAUACGCAUACUAUCGACAGGUUCCUGGAGCAUUUCACCGCUCGUGGAACCAAGCCUAUCAUACUUUCCAUCGGCCUAGAUGGUUUCGCAUGCAAGGCAGACCUCAUCCUGCCAUGGCUCCAGCGCUCUCCGUCUUUCACGCUCAUCAUCCGCUCACCGGAUUUGGUGUUUGGCAUGGACAUAGCCUACUUCCCUCAGCACAAUUCCGGCUUUUACUAUGGGCUCUUCGAGGCCAUGACCUUCUUGUAG
This is a messenger RNA of Alternaria arbusti, 693 nucleotides long. RefSeq lists its product as uncharacterized. The record is from RefSeq and is a predicted model, not a curated record. NCBI's taxonomy places the organism in Eukaryota, Fungi, Ascomycota, Dothideomycetes, Pleosporales, Pleosporaceae. The transcript has a single exon. Bases 1 to 693 code for a protein of 230 amino acids.